UGAAGCAGUUGUUGCAUUUUUAGACAAAAACAACUGUAAAUGUUUAUGUAUGACACUGAAGAGUUUUACUUAUUUAUGAUUCUCCAUAUCAGUUUUCAGUGAUUAUAUGAGAAAAGAGAAGAAGAGUGAAAAGUCAUGAAGAGAAGCAGAAAGCACCAAAAUACAAAGCAGUCAACAGCUCCACAGGAGAUGAAGCAGGAGCGAGAGCUGAGCCCCCCACCCAGCCCCCCAGCCCCUGGGUGCACCUGCAUCCCUAAAAUGUCCCUGUUUCGCAAAAGGGGAAGGAAGCAGGAGAGGCAGAAAGAGGAGGAGCAGCUCAAGCAGCUUCAGGCAGAGAGGAGAGAAACGGAGCUGACUAAGAAAGAAACAACCCAGAAGAGAAAGAAGGAGAGGCAGAGGAAGAAUAUGGAGCAGGAGAACGAUAAGGAGAUCAGGGAUCUGGAAGAGGCAGUGAGACUGCUUGAGGAGGAGAUUCAGGGAUUCAGAGAGAGAAAGAAAGAGCUGAAAAGAGAGCUGAAGACCCUGAAGAAGAAAAUAGCAGGAGUAGAGAUGGAGACUUCAAAAACCAGACAGACAAAGAAGGAAUGGAAGAGAGAGAUGGAAGCAAUGAAGGAGAGAAUCGUUCAGGAAGAAAAACAGAGGGAGGAAGAGAGGACGGGACAAAGGGAGGUCAUCUGUAAAGAAAUUGUCAUUACCGUAGUGAAGGCAGACAGAGAAAUGGAAGAAAAGAAAGAAAAGCGUGAUGAUAGGAAGAUGGCUACAGUCAGUGAGAAGCAGGAAGUGAUAAAGGAGAGGAAGAGUGAGGAAGAGCUGCUUGAGGAAAUGGAGAAGCAGAGAGAGGAGGAACAGCUGAAAGAGAGGAGAGAGAGUCAGGAGGCAGUAGAAAACGGAAAAGAAGUUACGAUCGAGAUGGAGAACCUUCAGAUGGAGCCCGCAGCACCCAGCACAUCUAGGAAGUAUGUGGUGCAGAGAGUGCUGUCCAGUGUUCUGUCCAGUAUUCACUCUGGAGUUCAGUCCAUCAUGGAGUUCCGAAAAAAAUUCUCAGUUCAGGCUGUUCAAGAUAAGGAAGAAGAGCCUAAGGACAAGUCCCCACGUCGUCCAUUGGUGGCACUCGGAGCUCCGACUGGGGUCCUGACUAUACGCAUAAGAGGCUGCAGAGACUUCAAGAAAAACACUCAAAUACAGAAAGACACUCAGUGUAUGGUGAGGAUCACUGUUGGGAGAAUCGUGAAGUGCUCCAGGCCGCAGCCCUUCAAAGACAACCUAACUUUCAAUGAAGUGAAACACUUCUCCAUACAGAUCCAAAAAGAAGAGGCUCUAGGGGUCCAGGAGUCCAGUUCAGUAAAGGUGGAUCUGAUCUCUUUUGAUGGAGAUUCAGCUGUCCCCAAACUCAUGGGCAGCACCACCAUCAAGCUGCAGGAAGUCCUUUAUCAGAAAUCAUCAGUUAGCCAGCAGAUUGAUUUGAGGCUUGGAGGCAAAAAAGUGUGCAAGUUGGAUGCAGACCUGACCUUUACAUAUGGGUCCUUUGGCUAUGGAUACUCUCACCAGAUGAAACAUCCUGGAAGGACAAUGGAGAAACUGGUGGAGGAGUCCCUCUUUCUCCGCUGCCCACCUCCUGAGGACAGAAGAGAUCCACACUAUAAUGUGACGACCCCUUGCGGACCAUCCUCAGUGAACAUAAUGUCCUCUCUGAUGCAGCGAGACGCACAGAGAGACACAGAGUGCAGGAUAUCUGCUGGCAUAAUGAACUGCAUGGAGAGGAGAGGCAGGUCAGUGUCGAGCUUCAUUAAGGCCUAAGCUGCGACUAGCAUGAAGAAGCCACACAAUGAACUUGGUCUAGGCCAGGGCAAAUUAUAUAGUGAUUCUGUGCAGUAAUUCAUACCACAUAAAAGUAGAGCUGCAGCAACAUCUGUUUUUAUAAACUAAUCAGCUCAUUAUGACUUUCAUUAGUUAGUCACUCAUUGAAAGAAAAAAAUGCAGUUAUUAGACUCCCAAUAAAUUAAUAUUUCACAAUAUUAUAAACAAUAUUUUACUUAUUAAAAAUACAAGGAUUAUUUCUUACCAUAUAGUUUAAAUCAUAUUUUAAAAAAAAACAGACCUUUAUCAAGGGCACAGCAACAGAUCUGCAUUGGCCUCCAAAACUUUGCUCAGUGUGAAUAUGGCAGAAAGGGUAGUGGAAUAGCACAUAAACAAAUAUUAAAUGGCAGUACAAUCACUCUGGAGGCAGGUUGAUUUUACACGAACCUUGCAUUGCUGUUUAAAUGAUUUAUCCUCUAAUGGUAAAGCAAAAAUAAAUGAAAUAGGUCUGGGUGGUUGGUAACAUUAUAUAAUGAAAUCUGAUAUCGCUAACCACACAGAAACAGUUCGGUCAUCAUCUAUGAUAUUCUAUAUACAAUUUCUAACC
Molecule: messenger RNA, 2404 nt
Organism: Colossoma macropomum (tambaqui)
Lineage: Eukaryota; Metazoa; Chordata; Actinopteri; Characiformes; Serrasalmidae
Product: trichohyalin-like
Exons: 12
Coding region: 136-1797 (553 amino acids)
Source: RefSeq, a predicted model, not a curated record